UCAAGUUAUCACUUAUUUGUAUGCGGUUUGAAAUUUGUAUUUCAUAGACCUGAAAAUGCUGUUAAUAUUGAUAACGGCCGUCAUCGGUUCUAAAAUAUAUUAAUUGUACCCAUUGAUUAAGUGGUAUACGUAAUCAAUGCUAUACAAAGUAAGUUGUAACUAAUCGAAUAAUAUUGUAACGACUAGUGACAAUUUAUUAAUAGGUUCCAUUAGUUUGUAUAACAUUUCGUUAUUUUGGGAGUAUUGUUGUAAAAUUGGAAACAAUUUUUCUGUAACAGGUAUUCGUAUUUGGCUAUUUAAAGUGUCUUAUAAUGAAAAAGAUCACUAUAAAAGAAUGUAAUAAUUUAUUAAUGCAGUAUGCCAGUAUGUAUUUUCCAAAAAUGAAUUUCGUGUUCGGGUCGUCGAACCAAAAACGAGUAAAAUAGCGAGUGGGUUGCCAAGGCGCAAAGUAUAGAAAAUCCAUAGACAUAAACAAACAAAUUUUACACAAUUUAACAACACGAAUUGUGGUGAACAAAACAUUGCUGUCAAAAUUUUGUCAAACAUAUCGAUCGUCAGUGUUAAUAGUAAAAAUCCAGAGGAUUUUCAAUAUAUGCGUACUACUUUAUACAUACGAACAGCAGCGGCAGCAUAAUCGACGGCAAAAUGUCCGUUACCGGAAAUAAUCUAUUUAUGUUGGAGGUGAUCGUGUACCGCGUCACGUUGACGGAUCAGGUCCAAAUACACAACACGUGUCCGGUGUGUGUGUGCUUCCGGUUUCCGGGGCUGGUCGAAUUGAUAAUAUGCGAGGGCGGCUUUUGCGCCGACGGUAAGGUCGGCGGGGGUGAAAUCCUGAUGACCAACGGCAAGUCAUGCUUGUUAACGGUCAGCACAGCGGACCUUUGCCGGACUGCCCGUAACUUUUGCGCGAUCAUCAGCGUGAACAGGCGCGUGCUUGGUGAACAGCAAAUGCGAUAUGUUGCGCAGACGAAGCUCGAGUUCGACCGGAACUUUGUCGACAUCAUACUGAACCCCAACCAGGAUCAGAGGGCCCGAAAACUGAAACGGGUCUUGCCGCUGUAUGAUAAUGGCCGUCCGCAUCCCGUGGGCACCGUAGAAGUCUUCGUUCGUUUGACUUCGCAAGGGGAUUUAGUGGUGACUCAUUUCAAUCGUGCGCCGGAUAGCAAUAAAUAUCAGUACAAAGCAAUAAACGAAUGCGUUCCUACACAAGCGUCGACGAUAGAUUGUACUGAAAGAAUAAUGCUUAGCCCAAAGAAAAUAUGCAAACACAAAACUUCGUGUAGGAACAAACGACCAAAGGUCAAGCAAGAUCCCGACAGUCAUUGUGGCUCGGAAAUGAAACAGGCCAACUGCGUUAUGACGAUGAUGGAAAAGUUAAUUGCCUUAUAUAAGGAGAUGAAGACGAAUUCGCAUGCGCAGAGCGGCGAAUUUGACGCCAUCGAAGAUCAACAUGGCAAACCAUGCUUGUUCGACCUGAACUGUCCGGCCUCCCAUUGUCCUUUCAGGACGGGACAAGCGGAAAACGCGUUCGUCGACCACUUGAUCGACGGCACCCGACCAGGGAACGUUUGGUCGUCGAAUAAUCGGUUGAAGAACCACGAAAUCGUGGAUGAUGCGGAUUUGUUCAUCGUGAACGUGGGUCGGGUGGACCCGUGCCGGGUGAUCCCGCCACUGGUGUACAAGGACGGUUGCUCGCAGUGUUUUGAAACAGACUUUUCGACGAUACUGUUGCCGCCGCCACCGCCACCAGUCCAGGAAAAGAAAAAAAAAGGCAAAAAUUCAAAAAAAGGUAAAAAGGCGAAGAAAUAAGCAUAGUCCAGCCUUGGUGAACCUAUAUGAAAAUUAAUUUGUUAGCAAAAUUAAAAAAAAAAAUUAUAGUUUUUAUUCAGAAAUAUUGUUUUGAAAUGACAUAAAAUUAUGUAAGCAACUUUUUACAACUUUUACGAAAAAAUUAGUGUAGACACCAGGACAAAUGGAUUCUAUUAAAGUCGUUCAUUUUACUUAA
This is a messenger RNA of Acyrthosiphon pisum (pea aphid), 2005 nucleotides long. RefSeq lists its product as uncharacterized. NCBI's taxonomy places the organism in Eukaryota, Metazoa, Arthropoda, Insecta, Hemiptera, Aphididae. The coding region runs from base 646 to 1809 and encodes 387 amino acids. The transcript is spliced from 3 exons. The record is from RefSeq and is a predicted model, not a curated record.